Molecule: messenger RNA, 1136 nt
Organism: Marchantia polymorpha subsp. ruderalis
Lineage: Eukaryota; Viridiplantae; Streptophyta; Marchantiopsida; Marchantiales; Marchantiaceae
Source: the annotation of a GenBank genome assembly
AUGUGCACAGAUUGCGGAUAGUGUCGUCUGCCAUGGACUGCGACAAAAUACCCCGAACUUGACGAACGUUCUUUAGGCAGGGCUUGUCUUUGGAGAAUCGGAGUUCAUUUUAGACUCAAUGCUCUCGAAUUCUGUCUGCCUUGUCUCAGUCAUGGGAACUUAUCGGAGAAGCACAAUUCGCUUUAUUUACUGCAGAGGCAAUGGUCAAAACCUAAGGGCAGCAUAUCACCAUGGAGGUGUGUUCCAUUCGACGCAAUGGUAGGACGAGGCUGCAAGAGUUUAGAGGCUCAGGGGAGCGAGCGAGGAUUCAAAUUUCGCGGAGGGAGAGGAGUGGAUCAAUGACGAAUAGAGCCAUCAGCCCGAGAGCACAAGCCGACGAGUGCCGAAUCGAGGAAAGUCCAGUGAGACCACGAAUUUCAAAGCCAUAUCGGACGAAUGCUACGACGGCAAAGCCCCAUUACCAAAAGCGUACGAAUGAGCUGAUUGUCGUUGGGCAUGACGGUGGGGAACGACAAGCUUUUAGGGUCAAUUGCAUGCCAGGAUUUCGAGGCCACCUUUCGGAACGCUCUGAAAAGACUACAGAAUCGUACGUCUCCCCGUUGCCAUCAGUAUCUCAGCCACCACAUCCGUCACGUCCAGAUCCAACAUCAAACAAUUUAUUCCCCAAUUCGACAUCGUCAUCCACAUUCAAAUGCUCUAGGACUCCGAGACAGUGACAGCUAACAACCUCGUACACCGGGGGAAAAUGAAUAAUUCGAAUCCCCCAUGAUCCGACUGCAGUUCCAUUUCCACCGUUCAUUCACGCUCUCAUUCCAUCAUUCAGUCCCGUCCGUCCCUCUCUCGUACGUCAGAGCGUUGCGGCGCUCUCGAAACCGACAGCAGGGGGGGGGAGCGGAUUGACGAGCCCACCGAUCCGAUGCCACCCCAACCCUGAAUGCACCGAAAGCCCCGACGCUCGCAAGCAAGCACUGCAAACCCUAAUUGCCAUCGACAGAGACGAUCGCUCCUCCCUCGCGCUCGCAGGGCGAACGAACUACCACCGGCCGCAGUUUUUCAUCUGCAGAAGAAGGUGCAGAGAGCAGCAGCAAGCGACAGCUGCUGUUCUACAGUAGUGCGCACUUUAUCUGGAACGUAGA